CGCGUCCGCCCCGCAAAGCGCGUCAGCGCGCCGACGUUUGCGAGUGCGUGGCCCGCGGGGCCAGAACGUGGUGUGGACGUCGGACGUUCUUGUGGAGGGAGUCCGCGUCUUGCCCUCGUUCUGGGCGCGCGCUGGCUGCGAUUGUUGGGGUCACCGAGGAGAGUGAUUGCGCCUGAGAGCCCAGGGCCCACCACUCCCAGUCCUUCCGUGCCCAGGGUUAACCGCAGACCCUCCUCUUGGCAGCGUCCAGAGAGAAAAAUACCCAUCUUCCUAGAAUAUGGCAGGUAAGAAAGUGCUCAUCGUCUACGCGCACCAAGAGCCCAGGUCUUUCAACGGGUCCUUGAAGGACGUGGCGGUGGCUGAACUGAGCCGGCAGGGCUGCACCAUCACCGUUUCUGAUCUCUAUGCCAUGGACUUUGAGCCGAGGGCCACAAGGAAAGAUAUCACCGGUGCCCUCUCCAGCCCCGACUUCUUCAGCUACGGUGUGGAAGCGUACGAGGCCUGCAAGAAGAGGUCUCUGACCAGCGACAUAAUCGCGGAGCAGAAAAAGGUUCAGGAGGCCGACCUAGUGAUGUUUCAGGGCUUCUGUGGGGACCGGAGUGGACUCCAGGGAGACGGUGCUGCUGGUGUGUGGAAUCUGAGGAGCAGACUUCUCAGAACCUACCCCAGCCCGACUCCCAGAUGCGUGUCUCACCCCCGGGCGGGGAAACGGGCAGACUCUUUCCCACACCCUCGCUCUGGCCCCGUGGCUGGGGCUCAGCACCUCCCGGCCCGCUCAGUCAGCGGCAAGCAGUCGGGGACCGUCACGGGGGACGCAGCGCCAGCUGUGACAGCGACCAGCACGCUGUCGGCCCUGCCCGCCCCGCCGGCCGUCACCGCCACACCGCGCGCCUCAGAGAAGGGGGAGAAGCCUCCCCGUCGUGUUGCGGACACCUGCCUGCCGGGCCCGGGGAGGAGGCUUCCCCGAACGCCAGGCAGGGAGCGCGGAAGCGGCCCCAGCGCUCCCUGCCUGCCCCUCCCGCAGUUCCCGCUGUACUGGUUCAGCGUGCCGGCCGUCCUCAAGGGCUGGAUGGACAGGGUGCUGUGCCAGGGCUUCGCCUUCGACCUCCCGGGCUUCUACGACGACGGCCUCCUCAAGGGUAAACUGGCCAUCCUGUCCUUAACCACGGGCGGCACGGCCGACAUGUACUGGAAAACUGGAGCCAGCGGAGACUUCCGAUACUUCCUGUGGCCCCUCCAGCACGGCACGCUGCACUUCUGUGGAUUUAAAGUCCUUGCCCCUCAUAUCAGUUUUGCUCCUGAAUUUGCAUCAGAAGAAGAAAGAAGGGGGAUGGUGGCCUCCUGGGCGCAGAGGCUGAAGACCAUCUGGAAGGAGGAGCCCAUCCCCUGCUGGCCCCCCUGGUACUUCGGGCAGUGACCUCGGGGCCGUGCUGGGAGGUGCUGGUGUGUGUAAUAAACGACGGCACAACAGA
Molecule: messenger RNA, 1472 nt
Organism: Balaenoptera ricei (Rice's whale)
Lineage: Eukaryota; Metazoa; Chordata; Mammalia; Artiodactyla; Balaenopteridae
Gene: NQO2
Product: N-ribosyldihydronicotinamide:quinone dehydrogenase 2
Exons: 7
Coding region: 278-1417 (379 amino acids)
Cellular component (GO): cytosol
Molecular function (GO): NAD(P)H dehydrogenase (quinone) activity
Source: RefSeq, a predicted model, not a curated record